Filobasidium floriforme is the source of this 2257-nucleotide messenger RNA. RefSeq lists its product as uncharacterized. The record is from RefSeq and is a predicted model, not a curated record. NCBI's taxonomy places the organism in Eukaryota, Fungi, Basidiomycota, Tremellomycetes, Filobasidiales, Filobasidiaceae. The coding region runs from base 202 to 2064 and encodes 620 amino acids. The transcript is spliced from 9 exons. Gene Ontology annotation, molecular function: LPPG:FO 2-phospho-L-lactate transferase activity.
AUAGCCUGAAGGCUGUAAUAAGAGCCUAGAGUGCCGCUCCGAACAUAGGGAUCGAACAAGGUAAUCGAGUAGCUGGGCCAGACUCUCGCGAGGGAAGCUGGAGAGCUCUUCAGCGAAACAGGAAGCCAGGAAACGGUCUCGACGAUCGACGACCCUUAACCACCAGCAUCUCCUCGAUUGCGAAGCACGAACCAUCUCAUCAUGGACGACAUUAGCAAGUCUCUCCAGAACAUGCACAGGUACAGCUUCAACACCCGAGCACAACUAGCCGAGGAGAGGAAAGGAGAAGACUCUACGGGGUUCACCCUCCCCAGCCAGAUGGAUCAGAUCUCUUUAGACGACCCCGUCGAGAGCCCCUUAGCUGUCGACAGCCCCUUGGAUAUCGCUGGUCGACUUCGGACGGGCUACAUGGACGGAAAAGAGGAGGAGAAGAGAAAGAGGUCGUAUGUGGUCAUCUCAGGGGGAACGGCCGCGAACGAUUUCGUACACGCGUUCGGCGAGAACUGUGCCUUCGUCUUGCCAGUCAGUGAUGAUGGAGGAAGCAGCUCAGAGAUCCUUCGAGUGCUAGGAGGACCUGCUAUAGGAGAUAUCCGUUCCCGGCUCAUCCGACUCAUCAAUACCUCGACCAACGAUCCACUCUCUCCGAGUCCCAACGGCGAAUCAUCAAAGAAUGCUCAAACGACACAGGCGGUCCACGAUCUGUUCGCACAUCGGUUCCCGAAGGAUUGUACGGAAAGGCAGGCGAGGGAGAUGUGGGCGGAUCUGGUCGAGGGGAAGAGCCCGUUAUGGAAGAAUGUGCCCAGUGACAGGCGAGAAUGUAUUCGUUCGUUCCUCGUCCACUUCAACACCCUCAUCCUCAAACGAGCCCAUAAACAUUUUUCAUUUCGCAAUUGUUCGGUGGGAAACGCAUUCCUUGCUGCAGCGAGGGACAUGCUAGGGGGUCUGCCGGGGGCCAUCUUCAUUUUCCGAGCAGUCUCGGAUUCGCAACACUCAGGGGCCGUCUUGCCCGUGAUCUUGACCAAUCAGAGGAUCACGAUUGCUGCUCGCUUGGAGAAUGGCUUUUUGAUCACCGGACAAUGCGAGAUCUCCCAUCCCGCUCCUCCACCAAGCAAGAUACUGCCGGAGUCGCAGACCAGCUCCCCAUUCAACCGUAAUAAGCACAGACGGCGAAAAGACUCCAUGUCCUUUGCUACCGGCGAUUCGUCGUCGGAAGAGGACACCUCGACGUCAGAGUCUGAAUUGGAACCCGGAAAGGACGAUUUACUGCAGUAUUCGUCCUCAGUUGAUUCCCUCACGUCGGGUCAACGGUCUGGAGCCUCUACUCCGAGGCCAAUCGAGAGACAAGGCUCGCCUUGGAGAGAGUCCCCUUUGAGUGUGGCCAUGGCUGCGGGAGAGGUCAGGCUUAGGAGUAAGAAGUCUAAGCAACUCUUGUUCAAGAGGGAAAGGACGAUACCCGAGCAUGGUAGCGAUGACGGGCCGGUCGAUCGGAACUCGCUAUACACAAAGGGGAUCGAGGAAGUGCCGUUGCCAUCGAGGAUAGAACGCGUGUUCUACAUAUCGGACUAUGGGCAAGAGAUCAAGCCCGAUCCGAAUGCCGAGAUGCUUCAACACCUCGCUCACAACGACAUGCUCGUAUAUAGCUGCGGAAGCUUGUGGACCAGUAUCGUACCCUGUCUGGCCCUCAAGGGAGUUGCAUCGGCAAUAGCGAAGUCAAAGACGCUGAAAGCCAAGGUCCUCUUGCUCAACUCGAACAACGAUCGAGAAACCGAUGGUUAUACUGCUAUCGACUAUGUGGAUACGAUCGUCCGCACACUGAAUGGAGCCAACCGGGCCAAGAAGACUUCAAGAGAAACCUCUAUCUCGGCCGUAACGAUCUCAGGCAGAUUGAAGCGAGAAUACGAGCCAGCGAGACUGGUCAGUCAUGUCGUUCAUCUGGAGAGCGGGAAAGUCCCUGUAGAGGUGGAUCAACUGAAAGCAAUGGGUAUCGCUACGAUCCGGGUCCCAGCCAACGCAGGAAGCAAAUUCACGACUCGGACUGUAUCCUGGGCGAUGGAGCAGAUCUGAAACUACCUCAUUCGAAAAGUAUCGAACCGAGGGGGGCAGUGUUGCAUACAGCGCGGACUGGUCUAUUCGCGCUGUUGUCCGCGCUGUUUCGAAGACGAUGUUACGUUUGACGACAUCAUACUCAAGGCGCUCACCGCAUAUAUCACGCAGCCUCGGCGACGUAUCUAAGCGAUCGUAGUCGAGCGUGAUCGAU